GCCGGAAGAAGGCGACGCCAGAUCCAUCUGUGCAAGGGCGGGCUCCCAGCCAGGAUGCAUCCAAGCCCAAGUCCAUCGGAGAAUCCAGGCGGGUCAAGGGCCAGCCAGAUGCAGAGGUGAAGCCCACGGAUGAUGAAGAUCUAGCUGGACAGUGUGAAGUCGCACCCACGGACCAGAAAGUGGUGCAAGAAUCACAAGCUGGAAAGCAAGAGGGGACCGAGCCAGCAAAAGAAAUUGAGGAGGAUGGAAGGGCUGUCCCUCGAGAGCCGAGUGCGAGGUCUUCUGGCCAG
Molecule: messenger RNA, 290 nt
Organism: Symbiodinium pilosum
Lineage: Eukaryota; Dinophyceae; Suessiales; Symbiodiniaceae
Source: the annotation of a GenBank genome assembly